Molecule: messenger RNA, 701 nt
Organism: Cyphomyrmex costatus
Lineage: Eukaryota; Metazoa; Arthropoda; Insecta; Hymenoptera; Formicidae
Product: pre-rRNA-processing protein TSR2 homolog
Exons: 3
Coding region: 46-537 (163 amino acids)
Source: RefSeq, a predicted model, not a curated record
UCACUUCAAGAAUUAGAACUAUUUUUCUUAGUACCCUAACUUAAAAUGGAGCAUAAUAUGUCAUUUUCAUUUUUUCUAACAGUCACGCAACGUAUAUUUAGUAAUUGGACAGCACUAAAAUUGGCAGUAGAACAUGAUAUGGGUUCAGUAGAAUGUGCAAGAGAAUUUUGUUCAUAUAUGACAGAAGUAUUAUCUAUAAAUGAAGGACUAAUCAGUAGUGAGAUUGCAUUUGUACUAGAAGAUUACAUAGAUGAUCAAUUUAACACAGAAGUACAGGACGGCAGCAUUAUGCAAGUAGCAGAGGAAUUGUUAAGGUUUCAUCGAUAUUGUAUGGAAGGCAAUGAAUCUACAGCAAAAACAGAAUUUGAAAAAUUACCACCACUACAGUCAUGGUUGUAUUCGGAACAACCAUCUCAACCUAUUAAUUCUCAACCAAUAAAAUAUCAACCUAGCAGUUCAAACGAGGAUAUGGAUAUAGAUAAGAAUGAGCAAGAGAGUGAUGGAUGGACAGUAGUUACAAACAGACGAAGCAAAUAACUUCUAAGUCUUUUCAUAUGAAAGAUAUCUUUAUUUAACUAUUUUUGUGUGUAUAUAAAAGAAUGGAAAGACCUGAAAAGAGAGGCAGACAGGCACAUAACGUUAUACCGUAAUAUGCGCGCAUUCGUUCCACAAUCAUACGAAUUUCAGCGCUAUUAUUAAUU